UUUGGUCUGUACUUGGAUGAGGCUGGUGUACUACGCUCUCGUGGACGAUUGAACGAGUCUUCUCUCCCACUAGAUAGCAAGAAUCCGAUAUUCCUUCCCAACAAACACUCAUUCGUCAAUCUGUUGAUCCUGCAUACCCACAACGAAAUCAAACACAGUGGAGUUCGUGACACUUUAACAACUAUAAGAGGGCGGUUUUGGAUUUUACGGGGACGAGAGGUUGUUAAGAAAUUAAUUAGGCACUGUGUUGUUUGUCGAAAGUACGGGGGAAAACCGUUCAAGCCCCAGCCAACUCCAGAUUUUCCAGACUUCGAGUUUCGAGCGACCCUCCCUUCACUCAUAUUGGGUUGGAUUUCGCGGGUCCGUUUUUCAUCAAAUCGAUGUUUGAAACCAAACCAACAGAAAACGGCGAGUCUAACCCCAACGUUAAAGCCUACGUUCUCUUGAUCACGUGCGCGUCGACCAGGUCAGUUCACAUUGAAUUAACUUUGUGUCUCAGUGUACAAGCAUUCCUACUUGCGUUCCGGCGGUAUGCCAGUCGACGGGGGUUGCCAGCCACGAUAACGUCUGACAAUGCUAAGACCUUUAAGUCAGCAAAAAGGGACAUAGAACGAAUUAUUGGAUCUGAAGAAGUACGGCAAUACUUGGUAGAAAGACGAGUCAAGUGGAAUUUUAUCGUUGAGCGUGCUCCAUGGUGGGGAGGAUUCUGGGAACGAUUAGUUGCCAGCGUUAAAAGGCCACUAAAACGUAUUGUUGGGAGAUCUACCUUAACCUACUACGAGCUACAAACCAUUUUAGUUGAAAUCGAGGCAUUAAUCAACGCUAGACCUCUUACCUAUGUUUCUGAUGAUCAAGAAUGUAACUACGAGCCUUUAACACCCUCUCACCUGAUUUACGGUAGGCGUAUUACGAGUACCCCAAACAGUUCCCAUCACGAAGUUGUUAGUACUAAUCGAUCCUUGACAAGAAGAGCGCGUCGUCAUAAGCAAGUGUUGGAUCAAUUUACGAAACAGUGGCGACGAGAAUAUCUCACCGGGUUGCGUGAACAGUCGUUAGCGAAGUCGCACAAAAGAAACUCAGGUUCAACGAUUUCCCAAGGAGAGAUCGUCAUCGUCAAAAACGAAACAACGCCGAGAGCAUUUUGGAAACUGGCUCGUGUAGAAAAACUACUUCCAGGAAGGGAUGGAAACAUUCGAGCAGCAGAAAUUAAGUUAGGGAGUAAGUUCGUUACAAGAAGACCAAUUGAACAACUCGUACCCAUUGAAGUGAAAUCUACGUUAGAAGAUUUAGAAACUGGUCAGGAAGUAGAAAAGGAAUGUAUUCAAGAGAAGAGAACAUCUUGUAACAUUUAA
Messenger RNA from Paramuricea clavata, 1352 nucleotides. The record is from the annotation of a GenBank genome assembly. Lineage: Eukaryota; Metazoa; Cnidaria; Anthozoa; Malacalcyonacea; Plexauridae.